AUGCAGCGCUCUCCACAAGAUGCACGUCCCGCCCAGGACCCUUCUCCGAUAAUCACCAACAGGAGAAGGGUGAAAAAGUCGCGUGGCGGCUGUCGUCGAUGUAAAACAAGACAUAUCAAAUGCGAUGAAGCCAAACCUUCUUGCUUACGAUGCGUCAGCAAAGGCAAGGAAUGCCCAGGAUAUGGCCUCAAUGUGCGCUUCUCUUCCAAGCAUGAGCGACAUAGCCCUUCUGCUUCGCGGAAGCAGGAUCCCACCGAUGAUCUGGAAAGCGGUUUGCUGUGGCAGGAAGGGGUGCAACUGCAGCAAAGCGAGAGGGUUAAUCCCAGAGAAACGGAUUUCUCUCUGCCAUCGCCCAUUGACUUGGUUACAGAUGCUUCGAGUGUAGAAGAGUCACCUGCCACGAAAUCGCUGGAAAGUUUAGGUUCGCUUGCGGCCAUGCAAUCCUGGGAAAUAUCACCAUCUCUGCCAUCCUCAACGUCGUCAAUCUCUUCUUCCUCCUCCUCUUUUUCUUCAGCGUCAUCUCUAGGUUCACCAGAAUUGCGGGUGAUCCCUGUACAAGAUUGGAAUCUCAAGACCCCGAUAGACCUCCCGGUUAUCCCUCGUACUGCUCAGCCUAUCCAUGGACCUACUUUCUUGCUCGAAUACUGGUUCAGUCGCAUUUGUCCAGUGUUCUCGGCCUUCGACUCUGCCUCCAACCCUUUUCGGAGGUAUAUUGACGAAUCCUGGCAGUACUCACCUGUUAUCUAUCACGCAAUGCGGAGCAUGGCAGCCAGUUACCUCGAGACUCGUGAGACUCGGCUACCAGGCUCUACAUCGGUAGCGGUUCAAGCUAGGGGCGAGGCGACUCGGGCUCUCCGCUAUGGUAUUGGGCAAAUUGAACGUUCACAGAAGAACCACGGUUUCGCCAGCGCUUUGACCAUGGCAUGUUUCAUGCUAGGUUUAAGCAGCGCAUGGCAUGCGGCGGGUGACCUGGGCCUUGUGUAUUUGGAAACGGCAAGGGCCUUGAUCAAACGAGCGUCGGCACUACCGAGACAAACCCCCGGUGAUGAAGCCAUAUACGCCUUUUGCCGAGAGGGACUUGUGUACUGGGAGAUGAUAGCUGCCGUGGUUGAAGACAAGGAACUUGCACCGGAAGAGGAGUCCCCCAUCAAUUCAGGAUAUAAAGCCUUUCCGGCAUCCUUUCCCCCGUCGCAACCUACAGAUGGCAGCCCUCGGCAAUUGCCUCACCCUUUCACUGGAGCUGCAGGGCCGGCACAGCGACUGGUGACACAGGUCUUGGUACUAACGCGCCGCCAACGGCUGAUGCUGCGCAGCCAGCGCUUCAACCGGCAACACGAGCUUGAACAGGCUCUCGCCGACGUCUGCCAUGCCUACAAUUUGGAAGCAGAGCUGCUCACCCUGGAGAUCCCCACCGUCGACACCGUCGAGGACACGUUAGACGCCCACAGCCCGAACUGGCACUUCAUUCGGAUUUCCGAGGCGUACCGGACCGCGGGCCUGCUCCAGCUCUACCGGACCUUCCCGGACCUCGCCCAGAGACGCCUGGCUGCGUUCGAAGAUGUUCAAUCCCCCACGCUGGACGACUGGCUGUCCUCUCUGGCUACUCAAGCGCUAGACAGUCUACGCUCCAUUCCCCCGACGUCUGGCACUCGCUGCACGCAGCCACUGGUGAUGGUGAUGGCCUCUUCUGAGCUGCGCUACACGCCUCAACCAGCACAAUCUCAAUCACAGUCACCACCGUCUGGGCAUACGCCGCAUGGAGAGGACAAGGGUGGUUUUCAUGAUGCCGUCGCCGCGCCGUCGGUCGAGAUCACGCGUGCUCGCUCCUUCGUCCUGGACCGACUCUCCUGUUUCGAGCGCAACUUGCCGCAGAAGCCAAUCGCGAAUGCCCUCCAGUUAGUGCGUGAGGUCUGGUCGCGAUUAGAUGAUGGUGAGGAUGUCUCGUGGAUCGAUGUCAUGCUAGAUUGUCAUCUGGAGACAGUUUUCGGGUGA
This is a messenger RNA of Penicilliopsis zonata CBS 506.65, 1992 nucleotides long. RefSeq lists its product as hypothetical. Gene Ontology annotation, biological process: positive regulation of transcription by RNA polymerase II. Gene Ontology annotation, molecular function: transcription cis-regulatory region binding; zinc ion binding; DNA-binding transcription factor activity, RNA polymerase II-specific. NCBI's taxonomy places the organism in Eukaryota, Fungi, Ascomycota, Eurotiomycetes, Eurotiales, Aspergillaceae. The record is from RefSeq and is a predicted model, not a curated record. The transcript is spliced from 2 exons. Bases 1 to 1992 code for a protein of 663 amino acids. Gene Ontology annotation, cellular component: nucleus.